AUGUCUGAUAAAAUUAUGAAUGCAUUAUGCUAUGUAUACCAUAAAAUUGAGAGCUCUACAUUAGAUAAUUAUAUUUGUGAUUUCUUUUACUAUUGGAUAACUGAUAUGUUGUUAAAACAUUUAACAGGUAGUUUAAACUAUAAUAAAAUUAUGAAUUUACUUUAUAAUUUUCUUGAUAAUACUACAGAAAGUAAUGUAUGUUAUGUACAUCAUUUGUAUAAGAAUGAUGAAAAAUAUUUUAAUGUUUUAAAACUAAUGUUUGAUUAUUCAAAAGAUUAUAACACCUACAUGGAACAACGUGCUCAAGAUAACCUUCCAUGCAAUGAAAAUUAUCAAAAAUAUAUUCAAAAUUAUGUCGAUUCAUAUAAUGAGUUAUACGAUAAAUGCAAAAAGAAAAUUAUGAUAAAGAACAUUGU
Molecule: messenger RNA, 416 nt
Organism: Plasmodium cynomolgi strain B
Lineage: Eukaryota; Apicomplexa; Aconoidasida; Haemosporida; Plasmodiidae
Product: CYIR protein
Exons: 1
Source: RefSeq, a predicted model, not a curated record